Molecule: messenger RNA, 2713 nt
Organism: Tupaia belangeri chinensis (Chinese tree shrew)
Lineage: Eukaryota; Metazoa; Chordata; Mammalia; Scandentia; Tupaiidae
Gene: LHCGR
Product: luteinizing hormone/choriogonadotropin receptor
Exons: 10
Coding region: 96-2000 (634 amino acids)
Biological process (GO): luteinizing hormone signaling pathway; ovulation cycle process; male gonad development
Cellular component (GO): plasma membrane
Molecular function (GO): G protein-coupled peptide receptor activity; luteinizing hormone receptor activity
Source: RefSeq, a predicted model, not a curated record
AGGCCAAGGGGGCGGAGAGAGGGGAGUGAGCCGCACUCAAAAGGCCGCCCAGGGCACUGGCCCAGCUCCGGAGUCCGCGCUCAGGUUCGCCGGCCAUGGGGUGGCUGUCCGCGCUGCAGCCAGUGCGGGUGCUGCUGCUGCUGCUCCUAUCGCCGCAGCUGGCUCGGGCUCUAAGCGGGGCGCGCUGCCCAGAGCCCUGUCAUUGCGCACCAGGAGGCGCCCUGUACUGCCCAGGCCCGCGGGCGGGUCUCACCCGACUAUCACUCACCUAUCUUCCUGUCAAAGUAAUCCCAUCUCAAGCUUUCAGAGGACUUAAUGAGGUCGUAAAAAUUGAAAUCUCUCAGAGUGAUUCUCUGGAAAGGAUAGAAGCUAAUGCCUUUGACAGCCUCUUCAAUUUGUCUGAAAUACUGAUCCAGAACACCAAAAACCUGGUAUAUAUUGAGCCUGAAGCAUUUACAAAUCUCCCCCGGUUAAAAUACCUGAGCAUCUGUAACACAGGCAUCCGAAAACUUCCAGAUGUUACAAAGAUCUUCUCCUCUGAAUUUAAUUUCAUUCUGGAAAUUUGUGAUAACUUACACAUAACCACCAUACCAGGAAAUGCUUUUCAAGGGAUGAAUAAUGAAUCCAUAACACUCAAACUAUAUGGAAAUGGAUUUGAAGAAGUACAAAGCCAUGCAUUCAAUGGGACAACGCUCAUUUCACUGGAGCUAAAAGAAAAUGUACACCUGAAGAAGAUAGACAACAGAGCUUUCCAGGGGGCCACAGGACCUAGCAUUUUACAGAAUUUUUCAUUUUCCAUUUUUGAAAACUUUUCCAAACAAUGUGAAAGCACAGUAAGAAAACCAAAUAAUGAAACACUUUAUUCUGACAUCUUUGCCGAGAGUGAACUGAGUGGCUGGGACUAUGAUUAUGGUUUCUGCUCACCCAAGAUACUCCGAUGUGCACCUGAACCAGAUGCUUUUAAUCCCUGUGAAGAUAUUAUGGGAUAUGACUUCCUUAGGGUCCUGAUUUGGCUGAUUAACAUCCUAGCCAUCAUGGGAAACAUGACAGUUCUCUUUGUUCUCCUGACCAGUCGUUAUAAACUGACAGUCCCCCGUUUUCUCAUGUGCAAUCUCUCCUUUGCAGACUUUUGCAUGGGGCUCUACCUGCUGCUCAUUGCCUCAGUUGAUUCUCAAACCCAAGGCCAAUACUAUAACCAUGCCAUAGACUGGCAGACAGGGAGUGGGUGUGGUGCUGCUGGCUUUUUCACCGUAUUUUCAAGUGAACUUUCUGUCUACACCCUCACAGUCAUCACGCUGGAAAGAUGGCACACCAUCACUUACGCUGUUCAGCUGGAUCAAAAGCUGCGACUGAGACAUGCCAUUCCGAUUAUGCUUGGAGGCUGGCUUUUUUCUACUCUAAUUGCUAUUUUACCCCUUGUGGGUGUGAGCAAUUACAUGAAGGUCAGCAUCUGCCUCCCCAUGGAUGUGGAAACCACUCUCUCACAAGUCUACAUAUUAACCAUCCUAAUAUUCAAUGUAGUGGCCUUCAUCAUCAUUUGUGCUUGCUACAUUAAAAUUUACUUUGCAGUUCAAAAUCCAGAGCUGAUGGCUACCAACAAAGACACAAAAAUUGCUAAGAAAAUGGCAAUCCUCAUCUUCACGGAUUUCACCUGCAUGGCACCUAUCUCCUUUUUUGCCAUCUCAGCUGCCUUCAAAGUGCCCCUUAUCACAGUAACCAACUCUAAAGUUUUACUGGUUCUAUUUUAUCCUAUCAAUUCUUGUGCCAAUCCAUUUCUGUAUGCAAUUUUCACUAAGGCAUUCCGAAGGGACUUCUUUCAAUUGCUGAGCAAAUUUGGCUGCUGUAAACAUCGGGCUGAACUUUAUAGAAGGAAGGAUUUUUUGGCUUAUACCACCAACUGCAAAAAUGGAUCAAAUAAGACUUCUCGGUUCACCUUAAAGUUGUCCACAUUGCACUGUCAAGAUACAGUCCUAGAUAAGACUUGCCAUAAACAGUUUUAAUUUCUCUAUCAGUAAUCAUAUUCUUGAAUUAUAUCUAUUUAAAAAAUUACCUCUACCAGUAACUUUUAUAUAAAGGACUGAUUUUAGGAAAUUAUUUUAUCUUAGGUAAAAUAGGCAAGAAACCUCUACCUAGUUCAAUGUAUGGUCCAUGACUAUUACAAACCUGAAAACUAUUUGUCAUUGAUAUAUGAUCACAAAAUACAGAAGCUGAGUGUGUUUAUAAUUUUAUAGCAGUUUUGAUAGUUCUGUCUAUUGAAUCUACUCUUAAGAAAAACUGAGGUAUUAUUUUGCAUGUCCUUAAUUUUUUCAUUUGAUUGUAGUGAAUUUAAUUGAAUUCUAUAAAAAUAUUAGUUUAAAACAUAUUGGGAAUUUAAAAUAAGUGAUACUUUUCCUCAGUUUUGGACAGUACAACCUGGUAGCCACUCACCACAUGUGGUUAAAUUAAGAUUAAAUAUUAUAAAAAAUGUAGGGCACAGCUAUGGUGGCACAGACAGCAGGGCACUGUCAUGUGACACUGGAGCUUCCUAAAACCUGUGCAACCAUGGCUGGGCAGUAUAUUUGAAAAGGCCAGGGGUUUGGCUCUUGGAUAGACCUGAACAUACUGGACACACGCAUGAUCCUGGCUGCCUGGAAGACUGAGAAGAUCACAGCGUGGCAAGACUCUGUCAUGGAAGGAGAGCCUCUCUCAUGAAAAAAUUAAACUUUAAAAAAUA